This is a messenger RNA of Megalobrama amblycephala (Wuchang bream), 1996 nucleotides long. RefSeq names its product gastrula zinc finger protein XlCGF7.1-like. The record is from RefSeq and is a predicted model, not a curated record. Gene Ontology annotation, molecular function: RNA polymerase II transcription regulatory region sequence-specific DNA binding; DNA-binding transcription factor activity, RNA polymerase II-specific. The transcript has 2 exons. NCBI's taxonomy places the organism in Eukaryota, Metazoa, Chordata, Actinopteri, Cypriniformes, Xenocyprididae. Gene Ontology annotation, cellular component: nucleus. The coding region runs from base 270 to 1205 and encodes 311 amino acids. Gene Ontology annotation, biological process: regulation of transcription by RNA polymerase II.
AAAUAUGGUGUGGCCCCUUUAAGAGCUGCGCGCUCCCGUUGAACGGUUGAUCUGUAUUGUACCUGUGAUUCGAGCACCGAAUAUAUGCGGGUUAUUUCUGUCUUUUCUGUUGCUCCUUUUAAGUUAUUUUAUUUAUUAAGUAACGCUGUGGACGGCACAACAUUCGCCGGUUGUGAAAUGCCAAUCGCCUCAGUGAAGUCGGUCUGACAUCAAGUGAGCUGAACUGAUAUCCCUGUUUGCUCCGUAAACACCGCGUUACAAACGAGCUGAUGGAAGUGAAGGAAGAGAAUGAAGAACUGAGUGAAGUGGAGGAGAAACAUCAUGACAAACCUGGAGAAAAACCUCUGAGUUGCUCAAAGACUGAAAAUACAUUUUUAAAGGAAAGAAGAGCUGAGAAAUCUACAACCUGCACUCAGUGUGGAAAGAGUUUCUCAACCAAACAAAGUCUUGAGCGUCACAUGAAAGUUCACACUGGAGAGAAGCCGUUCUCAUGUGAUCAGUGUGGAAAGAGUUUCAGUCAAUCAUCGCACCUUAAAGAACACAUGAGGAUCCACACCGGAGAGAAGCCGUUCACAUGUGAUCAGUGCGGCAAAACAUUUGUUGGGUCAUCAGACCUGAAGAGACACCUGAGAGUUCAUACGAAGGAGAAGCCACAUUCAUGUUCUGUGUGUGGAAAGAGUUUUUCACUGCUGCAAAAUUUACAUGCGCAUCAGCAAGUUCACAAUGCUGUAAAAGAUCAUGUGUGCUUUGAGUGUGAGAAGACUUAUACUACAGCAGACCAAUUAAAAAAGCACCAGAGAAUUCACACUGGAGAAAAACCUUACAAGUGUUCACACUGUGACAAGAGAUUCACUCAGUCAUCAUCUCUGAAAACACACCAGAGGAUCCACACUGGAGAAAAACCUUACAAGUGUUCACACUGUGACAAGAGAUUCACUCAGUUAGCAUCUCUGAAAACACAUGAGAGGAUCCACACUGGAGAAAAACCUUACAAGUGUUCACAGUGUGACAAGAGAUUCAAUACAUCAUCAUCUCUGAAAACACAUGAGAGGAUCCACACUGGAGAGAAGCCGCACACGUGUGAUCAGUGUGGAAAGAGUUUCACUACUAAAAGUCACCUGAAGAUACACAUGAAGAUCCAUGCAGUGCAGAGACCACAUCACCAGUCUGAAACCACAAUAAGUAGUUCAUCUUCAUGUGCUUAACAAGAAAAUCCCUUCUGUGAAAAUUAGUCACAGCAAAAUCUCUCCUCUCCACCUAUAGUUGGCGCUGUUGAAUUAUCCAGGUUGUGAAUGAGAAGCGACCCCUGAUGUGAUUGUGUACAUACAGUAGAACAUAGUAAAGUGCUAUAUAAUUGCCUCAUUCAUUCAUUUAUUAGUUAUCCAUUUCUUAAUAUGCGUUCUUGUCUGUUCUUGUAAAACGUCAUCAGUCGCUGCCGAGUACUGAUCCAAUUCAAAGUUCACAUCUAGCCAAGUACAGUUCAAAUCCCAGGAUGUGUUCUUGAUCCGCCCCUUUUAUCAAGGACUUUUGCGGACUUGAGACGGCCAGGUAUCCCAGAAUGCAUCUCACACUAACCAGCAAGUGUCAAUAGCAGAUUAGAAAACUUGCAUAAUUUAAACAUAUUACCGUUAUUAUAUAUAUGUUAUGAUAUUACAUACAGUACAUCAUGAUAUAUAGUUUCAAGACAAGAAUGUACUAGUUUAAAGAUCAAAUCUGUGGUUUGAUAAAGAAAUAGUGCCUAUUUGAAAAUUUGAUCUGACGUUUUUGGAGUUGUGAGAUCCAGGCAAUCACUGGAUGCUCAACGCUCAUCUACCAUACCGAGAACAGCCUUACCUUGGCUAGUUCUUCUGACAUUUGCCACUGGAUCUGAUGUAUCUGUAGUGGUUAAACAUGAGAUAAAAUUAGUCUUUUGUAUGUAUAAUGGGUGAUCGAAUUUGACUGAAUUUUUUGCUUUGUUUCUUAUUGUAGCUUUUUAUACCUUUUGCUUAUACUUUUA